Colletotrichum lupini is the source of this 195-nucleotide messenger RNA. RefSeq lists its product as uncharacterized. Bases 1 to 195 code for a protein of 64 amino acids. NCBI's taxonomy places the organism in Eukaryota, Fungi, Ascomycota, Sordariomycetes, Glomerellales, Glomerellaceae. The record is from RefSeq and is a predicted model, not a curated record. The transcript has 3 exons.
AUGUAUGAAUCCCGACUGAAUGAGACAUCAACUUUCAUCAAUAUCUGUCGUCCGAUGUGUUUCCCUGAAAGCGAAGCUGCCAUGGGAACCGGGCUUUCGACGAUCCAGUGGACAAAGAUGGCUCCAGUUUUUCUCACAAACAACAAGCACGCCAUCUCGAUCAUAGGGAAACCCCCUCCCCCCGCCCCCUCUUAA